Messenger RNA from Acytostelium subglobosum LB1, 1887 nucleotides. RefSeq lists its product as hypothetical. The coding region runs from base 1 to 1887 and encodes 628 amino acids. The transcript is spliced from 2 exons. The record is from RefSeq and is a predicted model, not a curated record. Lineage: Eukaryota; Evosea; Eumycetozoa; Acytosteliales; Acytosteliaceae.
AUGAUGGUGACUACCAAUCUGAACAAUAUAUCAUUAUUGUUAUUAGUUCGCAUUGCCUCGUUAUUGGAUGCAGUGGAUAAUGUGUGCAUGUUGCUGACAUGUACUAAUCUGUUCAAUCUCAGACGAUCACUUAUCAACUCGAUUCCAUUCAUGUUGGGUCCGCUUCGUAAAGUUAACGCUAUUGGAGAUGCAUAUGUUCGAUGUAAUGAUGUAUUUGGUGACUCUACUCAUCUACGCUUUUGGUGGAAACGAUCAUUGUCUCCCAUCACACUCGGUGCUGGCGGAGAUGAUGACGAACACGCAUUACCACAACUAAAGGGUCUUUACAACCAAACACUCUGCAUCGACGAUCAUGAUCCUCACCCAACAUCGUACGUAGGCAUUACCAAGCUCAGGUACAAACACACAUCACUAGAACCGAUCGAGUUGUUCAAUACUACCUCAUCACUCCGCAAUCUGAGGGUUGGCUACAACAUGCACCUUCAACAACUCAUAGAUUGCCCUCCUGUACUCCAAAACAAAGUUCUCAGUUUGGACUACCUGCAGCCGCUGACCUCACUCACCAAGCUUGGGUUGGAUUUCUUUAGAGCGCACUUGGUACCAUCGCUCAUCCCAUCGAGUGUGACCAGGCUAUCUCUUAAGUUUUGUCCGAUCGCUGUUGGCUCGAUUCCCUCUUCCGUGACCAAUCUGUCGGUCUUGCAAUUGGAUCAUCCGAUGGCUGUUGGAAUGUUCCCUGCGUCGUUGACCAAGUUGACACUGACACGAUUCUUUAAACACUUCACACCGGGCAUCAUCCCAUCCUCGGUCACACAUCUCUCAUUCCUUGGUGAGGACGCAGCCUCUGGGGAUGCCGGACAAUCAUCCUCGUUCGAACUUGGCAGCCUGCCCUCUGGACUCCACUCCCUCGAACUCUUCUACUCUCAGCCAUUCCAACGCGACAUCCUGCCAAGCUCACUCAAACAUCUUCGUAUCGUCCUUCCCACCCAUAAGUUUGUGAAUUCAGUCGGUAUUCAGCCUCUGGCAGAGGAGGACUCACUGGUGCCCACCUGGUUCCUACCCCCAUCACUUAAGAGUCUGUCUCUGCUCCACUUCCAUUCAUUCACACCGCCCAAGAUUCAGCCUGGCGUCAUCCCGCAAACAGUGACUUCAUUGGAGUGUGCGAUGAAUGUGUGUGAUCAAGAGGUCAUGCCAACCGGUCUGCGACACCUUGACUAUGUCCUCAACCUCUCACAGACGAUGCAUUGCCAACUCUCGCUGAUGACCUCCCUUCAAUCACUCUCGCUGUCCAACUUGACAACAGACUUUAAGGUUCUGCCUGGAUCACUGCCGCCAUCACUCACAUCACUGAGGCUCAUAUUCUCACCGUUUCUCAAUGUUUGGAAUAUGUCUGCUAGAUUGGCCAACGACUCUCUGUACAACUUACCUCAUACAGUAACUAGCCUGGACAUGAACCCACCUUCUCUUCCAGUUGGACUGAUCCCCAAUUCGGUCACCAAACUCACACUGCAUACUCAUGCGCCGCUUCAAUCUGGAGUGUUGCCAAGCUCAUUGACAUCUUUGGAAGUAUUGUCAGGGACAUGCAAAGAUCCUUUGUCAAUUGAUCAUCUGCCUGCGUCACUGACUGAACUUGCGGUUCAUGAUGUAUGCAGGCUUCAGUUAACAGGGACGCCAUACUCAUCACUGAUCAGAAAUGUCAGGAUAAUGAAUGAACCUCCUACCAUGCCAAAGCAGGUGACUCAAGUGUUUGCCGUUGGAACAAACAUCGAGUAUCACUACAUCGAACAACUCACCAAAGUGUCCCUGUUCUUCAGAAUCAUCGAUCAAUCAAGUGUACUCAUUCAGUCACCAAACAAGGUUGGUGGAUUCCUCGAUAGAUCGAGCCAAUGA